AUGGAAGGAUCGUCAUUUGACGUGCACUCUGAUAUAGACACCAUACAAAUCUUUAUUAAAGAUUACAGAGAAUUGACUGCUUCUUUAACAACUACUCCUGAUCAUAGUAAUAGUAAUAUUAAUAGUAGUAAUAGUAAUAGUACAAACCAACAACAUGAUAUUACAAUUGAUAAGGUAUUAGAGAUGAUCUAUGCCAUUGCUGAUAUUGGUUCAAUAUAUCUAUUUAGAUUAAAUAAAUAUUUACAGGAUCAACAAGUAUUAACAUUAUUUGUUGAAAGAAGUGGUAUUGAUCAAUUGGAGAAAUGUAUAAAGGAAUUAAAAGGAAAUGCACUCACUUAUGCAUACUCUUCAUUUCCAACUCGUAUCAUUGAUGUCAUCAUACAAAGAUUUUCAAUUGAUGAAAUGUUUGGGAGAUCAAUUAAUCACCAAAGAUCAACAUUAUUUGAAAAUGAUCCAACAUCUUUUAUUAAUAUGUAUACUAGAUACAAACAAUCAUUGUUACCACCUGGACAUUCGACAGAAGAAUGGAAAUAUUUAGGGUUUCAUACCGAAGAACCUUAUCAAGAUGCUAAUCAAAAGAGACGAGAUAAUCAAUGUUACCCAUUCUCUGCCAUUGCAAUUAACCUAACUCAUUUGUUGAACCAAUCACUUUUAAUUGGUGAAGAAACAAAGAAUUUAACAUUUGUACCAUUACUAUUCUCUCAUUAUCAUGCAGUUCAAGAAUUAUUUUGUUGUAUUUUUCAAGUAUUUGAAAAUUCAUGGUUAGAUGUAAACGCUGAUAUCAACAAAAUAUUGGCACUUGUAAAAAAACAAUUAACCAAUGUAUUGGAGACUAAAAAAACAAUUUUCGAUGCAAUGAAUAUGUUGACCCAAAGAAAUAGGGAUAUUUCAUUACUAGAACAACCAAUCAUGACAAAAUCACCAGAUAUGAUCGUUACCAAUACUAGUAUGAAUAAUUUGGGUCAAAGUAUUCCAACCACCAACUCUACAGUUAUCAAUCAAAAGGAUGGGGGAGGUGAAACAAUUGGAUCAAUUAGUAAAUUGAAUCAUACCGAUAUUUAUAAAUCCAUCAAUCAAAUUGUUAAAAAUAAUAUUAUUGAAUCAUUUAAAAAUAACAAGACAAAUAUAUUAUUAAAAGGAUUAUUUUUCGAGGUUGAAAAAAAUUAUAAACUAAAAGGAGGAGUUUCUGGAGGAUCCUAUUUAUUUAUUAGAUUAUCAAAUGAUCUUAAACAGUAUAACAUUCAAAUUUCAACCAAUAUAUCCAAUUUGGUGGAAUCUUCACCAUCAUCAUCAUCGAGUCAACCUUCAAGAAAGAACAAAGGAAAAGUGGACAAUUCAUCAACACUUUUAUAUUUAUCAAAUAUGGAAAAAGAAUCAUCAGAGGCUUCUUCAACAUGGUUGGAAUUAAGUUCAGCUUCAAGAGAGUCAUUGGUUGAUUUGGUCGAUGGUCACAAGUCAAUUGAAGAGUUGGCUGCACUAGAAGAACUUGAAAUGAAAGUUAAUAUGUUGGACUUUGUUGGAGUCGAUAGUUUUAUUAGUGAAUCUGCUCCACCCAUCCCAACAUUGCCAAGUGAUUUUGAUUUCUUUGAAUUGAAAUUAAAAGAUUAUCAUAGUCAAUUUACCAACCAAGGCAAGCAAUCCUCUUCCAACAACAAUAACACCUCUGCUGCUACAACUACCACGAGAAAGAAAUUGGUUCAUAGAUCAGUUCGUCAAUCAAUGUUUUUAAUGCAAGGUAUUAAAGAUGAAAUUCAAGAAGAAUAA
Molecule: messenger RNA, 1764 nt
Organism: Cavenderia fasciculata
Lineage: Eukaryota; Evosea; Eumycetozoa; Acytosteliales; Cavenderiaceae
Exons: 10
Coding region: 1-1764 (587 amino acids)
Source: RefSeq, a predicted model, not a curated record